This is a messenger RNA of Pistacia vera, 339 nucleotides long. RefSeq lists its product as uncharacterized. The record is from RefSeq and is a predicted model, not a curated record. NCBI's taxonomy places the organism in Eukaryota, Viridiplantae, Streptophyta, Magnoliopsida, Sapindales, Anacardiaceae. The transcript has a single exon. The coding region runs from base 1 to 339 and encodes 112 amino acids.
AUGAGAUUUGGAAAGAAGGGCAAGCUCACUCCACGUUACAUUGGACCCUUUGAAGUAUUGGAAAGGGUAGGCAAAGUAGCUUAUAGACUUGCGCUACCAAUGAGCAUGGAAAGAGUCCAUAAUGUUUUCUAUGUCUCUUUGUUGCAUAAGUAUGUUAGUGAUCCUUCACAUGUGCUUCAGAUGGAGGAAGUGGAAUUACAGGAUAUUUUGGCUUAUGAGGAACGCCCAGUUCAAAUCCUUGACAGAACGGUAAAAGAGCUCAGAAACAAGCAAAUUCCACUAGUUAAAGUACUUUGGAGGAAUUACAAGAUAGAAGAAGCUACUUGGGAAAUGGAUUAA